Messenger RNA from Cryptomeria japonica (Japanese cedar), 2636 nucleotides. Its product is annotated as heat stress transcription factor A-1. The transcript is spliced from 2 exons. Gene Ontology annotation, molecular function: DNA-binding transcription factor activity; RNA polymerase II cis-regulatory region sequence-specific DNA binding. Lineage: Eukaryota; Viridiplantae; Streptophyta; Pinopsida; Cupressales; Cupressaceae. Gene Ontology annotation, cellular component: nucleus. The coding region runs from base 863 to 2431 and encodes 522 amino acids. The record is from RefSeq and is a predicted model, not a curated record. Gene Ontology annotation, biological process: regulation of transcription by RNA polymerase II.
AUUUCGUUCUCCUCUAAACACGCCCCCGGGGCUGCGUGUUAGUCGCUCGUAUACGCCCGAGAAAUAAAUAGAAGUUCACCAUUAAUCUGUACGACCGAGAAAAAAAAAGAAAUCCCAAAUUACACAAGAAAACGGAAGAAUGAGGAAGGAAAAUGGUCUCAAUUGAGGGGGAAGAUGCAGGGUAAUGGUAAGCGAUAUGUCGCAUAAUCAAGAUUUAUCUGUUUUUAAUGCGGUAGUUUUUAUCACGAGAGGUGGGGGAUUUGGCUAGCGCGAGUAUCAUUUUUCUUUCAUCUGAUUUUGCAACCUGUAGAUUUUUUGGGUACUGGUAUGUAGUGUUUUUCUAAGCGUUUAGAUUUUAGAUGAAAUUAUUUGGUGUUAUAUAAUGGUGGGGAAAUCACUUAUGUAGGUCUCCUUUAGCUGUUGCAGGACACACUUUGAAUGGAGGGGUCUAGGGUUUUUGAUUGAGGGGUCUAGGGUUUUGGGUGCUUUGGAGGCUAGGGUUUUGGGUGAAGUGUUAGAUUGUGCCACUUGUUUUUGAACCGGCAGGCUUAUUCGCACUCGCAGUGAAUAAUUGGGGUUUGGGUCUGUGUUUGGAUGAUGAGGACCGGUGUCAGUUGGCUCGGGCCGAUGUCUGGUUUCAGGGGGUAAUUUGAUGCAGAAGCCUAUACCAAUUAUUUUUACUAGUGUUAGGGUUUGUAUUGGGAUGUAACGGGCGUAACCAUACAGUGGAAUUUUGUGGCAAUUUACGGUGCAGUAGCAUAAUUUGCAAUGGGUCUCGUUUGCAGGGGUGAAGAAUUAUCUGUGGCUGGUGUGAUUGGUUAGUAGCAGAGAAACAGAAUUGAGUCUUUUAAGGAAACAAAACAUGGAUGGGUCUCAGAAUAGCAGUACGAGCAAUGCUCCUCCUCCUUUUCUUACCAAGACUUAUGAUAUGGUGGAUGACUCGUCGACGGACUCGGUUGUGUCAUGGAGCCCUAGUAAUAACAGUUUCAUCGUUUGGAAUCCUCCUGAAUUUGCUCGAGAUCUGCUGCCAAAGUAUUUUAAGCACAACAACUUUUCCAGCUUCGUGAGACAACUUAAUACAUAUGGUUUUCGCAAGGUUGAUCCAGAUAGAUGGGAAUUUGCUAAUGAAGGUUUUCUUAGAGGUCAAAAACAUUUGCUAAAAAAUAUUAAUAGGCGAAAGCCUACCCAUAGCCAUACCCAGACACAACAGCAACAAGGACAGGCGUCUUCUGUAGGUGCAUGUGUUGAGGUUGGCAAAUUUGGUCUGGAAGAAGAAAUUGAGAGGCUUAAGCGGGAUAAGAAUGUGUUGAUGUCAGAACUAGUUAGACUUAGGCAGCAGCAGCAGUCAACAGAUCUCCAGCUACAGACAAUGGGUCAGCGCCUUCAAGGUAUGGAGCAAAGGCAGCAACAGAUGAUGUCAUUCUUGGCAAAGGCUAUGCAAAAUCCUGGAUUUCUAGCACAACUUGUCCAACAGAAUGAAAAUAAUAUCCGGAUUGCAGCAGGGAACAAGAAAAGGCGAUUACCCAAGCGGGAGGUAAACUCACAGGGUGGACGGGAUGUACCUCCAGAUGGCCAGAUUGUAAAAUACCAACCCUCUUUAAAUGAUGCUGCCAAAGCCAUGUUCAUGCAAAUUUUCAACAUCGACCCAUCUAGCAAAUUGGAAUCAUCAUCAAAUGGAAUGGAAAAUUUGUUUCUUGAAGCUGGGCGUUUAUCUGGUGAAUCAAUUGAGAAUGGAGGUGGAAGCUCCCAAAGUAAACAUUCUGGUGUAACUCUCACAGAGAUGCAAGCAACAUCAGGAUUUUCCGAUAUUUGUGUUUCGCCAGACAUCUCCAAUGUUUGUGCAUCUUCAGCACUAUCAAAGCUGCACUGCUCAGCUGGAUUGCCAGAGAUAGCUGUUUCAUCAGCGUUGCCUGAGAUGGUUGCAUCUUCAGGAUUGCCCAACAUGCAGUCAUUUUCUACCUUGGCAGAACCAAUUGUUCCAUGUACAAGAGUAGAUUUUCCCUCUUCUCAACUUGAUUUACCUCAAAUAGAAAGCCUGGCAUCUGUUAAUCCCAAUGGCAGUCUUCCCAGUGGAGAGUACAUGGUUCCUCAAGCAGAUAGCAAUGAUGUUAAUCCAGAACAAAUAGCUAUGGACAUGGAACUACCUAUUGAUGCAGAUAAUUUUUCCGCAGAGGGUAAUGUAGAUAUUGAAUUUGAUGGUGAUGAUAUUUUAUCAGGUAUGAAUGAUGAUGGCUUCUGGGAACAAUUUUUUACAGAGAGCCCAGAUUCAGGGGAUACAGAAGAAGUUGAUUCUGAGAUGAAUGAUAAUCUUAAGAAGGACCAAGUUGAAAAACCACAUGAAGAUGGAAAUUGCCACAGUAGGCAAAACAUGGAUGAUCUUACAGAACAGAUGGGACAGCUGGCAUCGGAUUCAAAACCCACGAAUUUGUAACUCUAGGCUUGGAUAGAUGUGGAGGUAUAUCUAAUAUUUUUUGUAGUUUUAGUAGGAAACAUAUAAGAUACCCACAAAAGAUUGCAUAUGUUUCUGGACGAGAGGUUUAAGAACAAAACACAAGCAAUUUUUACUCUUGGUACACAGAUUUUAAUGUCAUUCCUUUCUUAGGCAUUUAUAAAAUGGUUUCAAGGAGUGUCACAAA